Molecule: messenger RNA, 675 nt
Organism: Dentiscutata erythropus
Lineage: Eukaryota; Fungi; Glomeromycota; Glomeromycetes; Diversisporales; Gigasporaceae
Source: the annotation of a GenBank genome assembly
AAAUUUAUACCGCAAAAAACUUCAAUAAUACUUGACAAAAUGAAAACACUAGUAAUCCCUAUUACAGAAAUUAAAAAAGAAAGGCUUAAAGAAAUAAAUGAUCAUAUCGAGGGAUAUCCUCUGAUGAGCGAGAAACUGAAGACAGGACUGUAUUGGCUUAGCGGCACAAUGGCUGCUUUAGUUAUUAUAAUUGUUGUUUCAGUUUUCUAUACCAGUGUUGGUUCAGCAGCUGCGGCUAGUUUUGCAUCUUCUCAAUCGUAUAAACCUUUCAGUACUACUGGCGCUGCUGCUGGCAGUGUAAUUGUUGAAGUAUUGAUCUUUGGUUUAACAUAUUUUGCUAAAUAUAUGAUUGACCAAAAAUCACAGGAGCUCGCGAAAAAUUUUAAAAACAAUUUAAAACCUUUGCUUACCCAAUAUAAUAAUAAAGAUAAUCCGACUGCUAAUUGGAGAUUUGUAUGGCGGAAAGUACUCUCGCAUUACAGUAUAGAGGGAACUGCAGGUGCGAAUGGAAAUAUCAAGGGGAAAUCUGUGCCACAAUUCGUUGAACAGGCUGAAAUAGUGCUCGAACUUAAUGAUGCACUCUCUGAGUUAACUGCUGAUACAGUUACAGUGAAUAAAGAAGUUUCAAAAAUUCAAGAAGAGAAGAGUAUCACUACGGUCACUACAAUACAAUAG